AUGGCCAAGGGAACGAAAGCCAAAAGAAAGACUAAAAGUAAGAAGAUCACCUUGAAAAUGGCCCAGAACUGCGUGGAGCUGACAUUGGAUGGUAAACGCCGACUGGAUCUCAAUUUCAAGGGGAUUACAGCUGUUCCAAAAUGCGUCCAGAAGCUCUUUCACAUGGAUGAAGUGGACCUGAGCAGAAAUAUGAUCAGAAAAAUUCCAGAUUUUAUUGCUCAGUUCAUCAAAAUGAUUGUUUUGGAUUUGCACAGCAAUUAUCUGGAGGAGCUCCCCAUGGCUAUCGGCUACCUGCAGAACCUUAAGGUUUUAAACCUGUGCAACAACCGUCUCACAAGCCUCCCAAGCGAGCUCGGCCUCCUGAAUAAACUCCAAACACUGAACCUGGGUCUCAACCAGCUGGAAGCUCUUCCUGCCUCCAUUGGUGCACUGGAGGAGCUCCGCCACAUCGGCCUUUCUGAUAACAGAUUCACCCGCCUCCCCGGCUGCCUCUUGAAGCUGAAAAAACUGGAGAGUAUCAAGAUGGACAGGAAUCCAAUUAUUGCUGACAAGACACCCACUGAGAAACCAGUCAGUAUUUCAGAGAGUUUUUACCUAGUCAAAGAAAGCUUCCUGUGCAAAGAGUGUCUGAAUAGGUGCCAAGCUGAGAGGAAGGAGCUGAGGGAGGAAUAA
This is a messenger RNA of Pelmatolapia mariae (spotted tilapia), 672 nucleotides long. Its product is annotated as leucine-rich repeat-containing protein 18-like. Gene Ontology annotation, molecular function: protein binding. The coding region runs from base 1 to 672 and encodes 223 amino acids. The transcript is spliced from 2 exons. Lineage: Eukaryota; Metazoa; Chordata; Actinopteri; Cichliformes; Cichlidae. The record is from RefSeq and is a predicted model, not a curated record.